Symbiodinium necroappetens is the source of this 1176-nucleotide messenger RNA. NCBI's taxonomy places the organism in Eukaryota, Dinophyceae, Suessiales, Symbiodiniaceae. The record is from the annotation of a GenBank genome assembly.
AUGGUCACAUACAGAUCAAUCGAGGUUAACUUGGAUGCAGCUGGCGAUGUAGUGUCUGGUUGGUAUCAGCACAGCAUGUUCCUCCCUCACGAAGUGAUGGGCUGCAUCUACGAUUUCGACCGGGAGUUGUUUCACAAGUUCUUUGGAAACCCAGAGGCCGUCUGCACGCGGAGAGAUCCGAGAAUACUGCCGACACAUGAGAAUGUUCGCUUCGCAUUGGUGGUUCAAUCACCCAGCUGCUCGGCCUUGCUAUGCUCUGGAAAUGACGAGUUCAUCCGGAUCCAUGGCUGGUCUCCCUUUGCUGGGAUGAGUGGUAUACUGCCCGAUGUCAUGCACAUCCUCCACUUAGCUUGUUUUGGUGAUGUGCUCACAUCCAUUCUCUUGGACUUCUCUGACAAUCCUUUCCCCUGGCCGGGAUCGUCCCGGGACAGUCGCCUUGAGCAUGGAUGGCACAGUUAUAAGGGCUACUGCCAACGGUGGGGCAUUCAGGACAGGGCCGAACGGAAACUCUUCACGAACGAGGCUCUGAAAGCUGACUAUGCGACCGUGUCGCAGAAGAUCAUGCGAGCUGCUGCAGCCAAGUACAUGAUUUUUUGGCUGCACUGGCUGGUGGAAAGCCUGCUGCAGGGCGAUCCGGAGCAGCCUGAGGAUCUGAAGUGCCGGCUCAUUUUCGGUGUGGUGACUGGGCUCAUGAUCUUUGAGCAGACACAAUUGGAAAAUGGUCGCUACUUCACAGAAGAACAGUGCCGCUGCUGCGAAUCUGCUUAUUAUUUGUACCGGGCCUGCUACGAUAGAUUGGCUUCAAGAGCCUUGGCUUUAAAUGUCUCAAGAUGGAAAGUCAGGCCCAAGCAACAUAUGUUUGAGCACGAGGUGAUCGAUUUCAUGAGUGUGUACAGACUCAACCCUCGUUACAGUGCCAACUAUAUGGGGGAGGAUGCUGUCCGGCGGUGCAAGCAGCUGGCACUUGCCAGCCACCCGAAUCACGUGAGCAGUCAUGUGAUGCUGAAGUGGGCACUGCAGUUCUCACUCCCGUAUCGCUGUGCAUCGGGGAAGAAAAGGCGAUCUAUGCGAUCUUCGUGGCCCCCAACCAACACGAACCCGGAGAACAGCGAAUCCAACGAUCCGAAUUCAAGGCUCAUAAAAAACAAAAUAUGUUUUAAGACAUAUAAUACUUAA